This is a messenger RNA of Rosa rugosa (rugosa rose), 1662 nucleotides long. RefSeq names its product bifunctional riboflavin kinase/FMN phosphatase. The transcript is spliced from 10 exons. Bases 541 to 1437 code for a protein of 298 amino acids. Gene Ontology annotation, molecular function: riboflavin kinase activity. NCBI's taxonomy places the organism in Eukaryota, Viridiplantae, Streptophyta, Magnoliopsida, Rosales, Rosaceae. Gene Ontology annotation, biological process: FMN biosynthetic process; riboflavin biosynthetic process. The record is from RefSeq and is a predicted model, not a curated record.
UAUGCGCCUUUUCGAUCAAAUACCAUUUCGCCGUGACAAGGGGAAUGAGGGAAGUAGGAGGUUUGAGAGGAAUAUUGUAUCAUGGAAUUCUAUGAUUACGUGCUAUGUGAAAACAGGAAAUAUUGUUUCUGCUAGAGAAAUAAGAAAAAAGAAAAACCCCUUUUUCAAUUACUCACACUUACAAGUCUUGAGCCCCUUUUUCUUUUGUGAUCUCAUCAAAUAUAUAAAAAAGCUCCAGCAUCUUUGCUCCCUCCUUCUUCAUAUCUACUCUCAAGUACUCACAGUUCCUUCUCUCUUCAGCUUCGCUUUGCUUUCUGUCAAGCCCACACAUCUCUCUCCCUCCAAAGCCCAGGUCACUUCCAAGCAGAUGGCAUAGUAAGUGAUGUUUUAAGAGUUUAUUUGGGCAAGUAUGGAAAGAAAUGGGAUGGGAGGGAAGUUCAAAAGAUAGUUGGAAAAACACCACUCGAAGCUGCAACUGCUGUUGUGGAGGAUUAUGGGCUAUCUUGCACAACGAGUGAAUUACUCUCAGAGCUUGACCCAAUGUUCUCAAAUCAGUGGUGCAACAUCAAAGCGCUUCCAGGUGCCAAUCGGCUAAUUAAACAUUUGAGCGGUCACAGAGUGCCAAUAGCAUUGGCUUCAAACUCUCCAAGGGAAAACAUAGAAACCAAAAUUUCUUUUCAUCAGGGUUGGAAAGAAUCCUUCUUAGUUAUCAUUGGAGGUGACGAAGUAAGAUCAGGAAAGCCAUCUCCUGAAAUAUUCCUUGAAGCUGCUAAAAGAUUAAAUAUUGAACCGUCCAGCUGUCUUGUCAUUGAAGAUUCUCUGCCAGGUGUGACAGCCGGGAAGGCUGCUGGAAUGGAGGUAGUUGCUGUACCCUCUCUGCCAAAGCAAUCCCAUCUCUUUACUUCAGCAGAUGAGGUGAUCAACUCUCUACUUGAUUUGCAUCCUGAAAAGUGGGGCCUACCUCCUUUCAAAGAUUGGAUAAAAGACACUUUGCCAAUAGAAUCUUGGCAAAUUGGUGGUCCUGUCAUUAAGGGAUUUGGUCGGGGCUCAAAAGUACUUGGGAUCCCUACAGCUAAUCUAUCCACCGAGCGAUAUUCAACUCUCCUUUCAGAACAUCCCUCGGGAGUGUAUUUCGGUUGGGCUGGAUUACCAAUGCGAGGUGUCUUUAAAAUGGUCAUGAGUAUUGGUUGGAAUCCUUAUUUCAACAACACUGAAAAGACUAUAGAGCCGUGGCUGCUUCAUGACUUUGAUGAGGACUUCUAUGGGGAGGAAUUGCAUCUUAUCAUAGUUGGCUACAUAAGGCCUGAGGCCAAUUUCCCGUCCCUCGAGAGCUUGAUCGAAAAGAUCCAUGAGGACCGGAAAAUUGCAGAGGAAGCUCUUGAUCUUCCAAUGUACUCAAAAUUCAAGGAUGACCCAUAUCUUAAAGACUCUACAUAAGGAUGCCACUGGAAUUUCCCGAACUCUACUUAUUCUACUUCAUUGGCUAAUUGCUAAUGGAGUUUGAAGCUGUUGUACACUCAUUAUUGAGACAAAAACAUUCUUUCAUUUCGAGUCAUUUCAUGAAACAUAAUGGUGUGCAUCAUAUAUCCCAAACUCAUUUUAUUGUAUUGUAAAUUACCGAUCACUUCAUAAACAUGAAAUUACAGAAAUGAUGAUUGUCGA